GCAAUAUUAAUAGAACUGAGAAAGUAUAUAAUAGGUCUACCGUCUACACGAUGUUUAUAUAGGAAAAAGAAAAAUCACAUGAAAUAUUGAUCAAUAUUCGUACCACUGCAACACGACGUGUCAACGUACACCUCUUCUUCCAUAGCCCAUAAGAUGACGAAGAACCAUGUCAAAACAAUAAUAACAAAAUAAAAAAAAUAAAAAGAAAAUUACCACAAAUAAAACAUAAAAAUAAAAAAUCUGUUUUUUUUAAAAACAGCUUUUUAAUCCAAACUGGGUUUUAGAGCUCCAUGGCUACCCACGUAUCAGCUCUGCAUCCCCUUCCUCUCUCAUCUCAUCCCCUUAAUCUUCAACUCAAACUUCUUCCCCUCAAUUCUCUCAAUUUCACUGCCCCAUUUCCUUCUUACUCUUCUAGAUCAAUUUCUGGUGGGUGUAAAUGGAGCUCUAUUACUUGUUCUUCCUCAAAUGGGUCGAGACCCGACCCGACUGAUGAUAGAGUGAAGAGCAUUGAGGAGCUUGUUGAAGAGAAAAGGCGCGCAGAAUUGGCUGCUCGGAUUGCUUCUGGGGAAUUCACUGUUAAGCAGUCUAGCUUUCCUAUGAGAUUGAAGAACAAUCUGUCAAAGUUGGGGAUUCUUACACCUAUUCUGGAUUUGGUAUUCAAAACUUUUGAAGAUUAUGAAAAGUUUUCUCAGAUUCCUGAGGCAAAAGGUGAAAUAGCAGCUAUUCGUAGUGAGGCCUUUUUCUUGCCAUUGUAUGAGCUCUACAUCACUUAUGGCGGAAUAUUUAGGUUGAAGUUUGGGCCAAAGGCAUUUCUUAUCGUUUCUGAUCCUUCAAUUGUUAAGCAUAUCUUAAAGGACAACUCUAAGGCUUACUCUAAGGGUAUCUUGGCGGAAAUUCUGGAUUUUGUGAUGGGAAAGGGACUCAUCCCUGCUGAUGGUGAGAUAUGGCGUGUCCGAAGACGGGCUAUGGUUCCUUCGUUACAUCAGAAGUUUGUGACAGCUAUGAUAAACCUCUUUAGCCAAGCUACAGAUAGACUUUGCAAGAAGCUAGACACGGCCGCAUCAACUGGGGAAGCAGUGGAAAUGGAAUCACUUUUUUCGCGUUUAACACUGGAUGUUAUUGGAAAAGCAGUUUUUAAUUAUGAUUUUAAUUCCUUGACCAACGAUACCGGGAUUGUUGAGGCUGUUUAUGUUGUUUUGAGAGAGGCAGAGAACAGAAGUACUGCACCAAUCCCUGUCUGGGAAAUUCCUAUAUGGAAGGACGUGUCCCCUAGACUAAAAAAGGUGAAUGCAGCACUCAAGUUGAUAAACAGUACACUAGAUGAUCUGAUAGCAAUCUGCAAGAGGUUGGUAGAUGAAGAGGAGCUGCAAUUCCACGAGGAAUAUAUGAAUGAACAAGAUCCUAGUAUUCUUCAUUUUCUUUUGGCAUCAGGAGAUGAUGUUUCCAGCAAGCAACUUCGUGAUGACUUGAUGACUCUCCUAAUUGCUGGUCAUGAAACAUCAGCAGCUGUACUAACGUGGACUUUUUAUCUCCUGUCUCAGGACCCAGGAGUAAUGUCAAAGCUUCAAAACGAGGUGGAUACAGUUUUGGGAGAUAGAUUUCCAUCAAUUGAAGACUUGAAAAACCUGAAAUACACAAGUCGUGUGAUAAGCGAAUCUUUGAGGCUUUACCCGCAACCACCUGUCUUAAUUCGUCGUUCUAUGAAAGAGGACAUGCUUGGACCAUACCCAAUCAGAAAAGAUGAGGAUAUUUUCAUAUCUGUAUGGAACUUGCAUCGUAGCCCAAGUCUUUGGGAGGAUGCAGAUAAAUUCAAUCCUGAAAGGUGGCCACUGGAUGGACCAGCACCAAAUGAGACUAACCAAAAUUUCAGAUAUUUGCCAUUUGGUGGAGGUCCACGAAAGUGUAUAGGGGACAUGUUUGCUUCUUACGAGAACAUAGUAGCAUUAGCUAUGCUUGUUCGACGAUUUGACUUUGAGCUGGCACCUGAUGCUCCUCCUGUGAAGAUGACCACAGGCGCAACCAUCCACACAACAAAUGGUCUUGUGAUGAGGGUGAGGCAAAGAACAAGAUAUCCUGCUACACCCACAAUCCCUGUUGUGGAGACUGCUUCUCCUGCAAGUAUUACUGAAGCUGCUAUAUGAAAAUAUCUAAUUGGAAAAUGAUGUUUUGCUUGUGCUGGAUAGAACCGAACUAGAACAAUUAUCCAUAAAAAGGGAAAGGGAAGCUUCACUUUAAACUGCAUCAGCAUCAAAAAAGAAUCAGACAAGUAAGCCUCACCUCCCGAUACUUGUUACCAUUUACAUUCUUAUUCUACUGUAGUUACUAGUAGAUCUACAGUGCGAACAGCACUCUCCUCCUUAUAUGAGCACAUUAUUGGCACUGUUGGUCAACUAUGUUGUAAAUUAUGGCCUUCUUUUUUUCCAUACUGUGAAGAUAUGAGAAUUUACAAUAGAAAAUUUUCAGGAAAUUUUAGUAUGUAUAUCUUGUACGUGCAAAUGUACACAUGAUUCUAUGUAUAAACAUCGGAAACUUUUUUUCUUGUAAUUCCAGUGUAAAUUGUUUA
Molecule: messenger RNA, 2563 nt
Organism: Chenopodium quinoa (quinoa)
Lineage: Eukaryota; Viridiplantae; Streptophyta; Magnoliopsida; Caryophyllales; Amaranthaceae
Product: protein LUTEIN DEFICIENT 5, chloroplastic-like
Exons: 16
Coding region: 291-2141 (616 amino acids)
Biological process (GO): xanthophyll biosynthetic process
Cellular component (GO): chloroplast
Molecular function (GO): beta-carotene 3-hydroxylase activity; iron ion binding; heme binding
Source: RefSeq, a predicted model, not a curated record